UCCGUUGCCCAGAACGUUACCCAGGCAACAAGCCGAAAAACGGCCGGCAUUGCUGCAGCGCGGGCUGGAAGGGGAACCCUCGGAACUGGCCCGGCCUGGUCGGGGCAUGUGGGAGCUUGGGACGGGUGACUCUUCGGAAACUUUGGGGCACAGGAGAACAUGGCGCUCCCCACGCUGCCCUCCUACUGGUGCAGCCGAAGGCUUCUGGAUCAGCAGGCAACUCGGCAACGACAGAGAGAACAAGAAGCCCGGCUUAGGCAGCAGUGGGACCAGAACAGCCAUUAUUUCCAGAAGUCUGACAUUUAUACCUCCAAACAGGCAGAAUGGAGCUCCAAAGCUUCCUACCUGCGGAGCAUGCAUGCCUACCAGCGAGAGAAGAUGAAGGAGGAGAAGAGGAAGAGUCUGGAAGCACGUCGAGACAGACUCCGGCAGCUUAUGCUGGAGGAACAGGACCUGCUGGUCAGGGAACUGGAAGAGCUGAGGCUGAGCAUGAACUUGCGGGAACGAAGAAUCCGGGAGCGGCAUGGGAAUCUGAAAUCUGCUCAAGAAGAACAGAGGAAACUGAUUGCUGAACAACUUUUGUAUGAACACUGGAAAAAGAACAACCCGAAACUCCGAGAGAUUGAGUUGGACCUUCACAAGAAGCAUGUGAUAAACUCUUGGGAAACACAGAAAGAAGAAAAAAAACAGGAGGAAGCCACCAAAGAGCAAGAGAACAGACGCUAUGAAAAUGAAUACGAAAUAGCUCGGAGGGAAGCAAUGGAACGGCUGAGAGCCGAGGAGGAGCGGAGGCACCUGGAGGAUAAGCUGCAGGCGGAGGCGCUGUGUCGGCAGAUGGAGGAGCUGAAGCUGAAGGAGAUGGAGGCAACCAAACUGAAGAAGGAGCAGGAGAAUCUUCUGAAGCAACGGUGGGAACUAGAGAGGCUGGAGGAAGAGAGGAGGCAGAUGGCAGCCUUCCGGCGGAAGGCAGAGUUGGGGCGUUUUUUGAGACAUCAAUACAAUGCACAGCUCAACCGACGCACCCAGCAGAUCAAACAGGAACUGGAGGCAGACAGGCGCAUCCUGCAGGCCCUCCUGGAGAAGGAGGACGAGGCCCAGCGAAUGCACCUGGCCAGGCGGGAGCAGGCCCUGGCUGACGUGGCCUGGAUGAAGCAGGUCAUUGAGGAGCAGCUGCAGCUCGAGAGGACGCGGGAGGCAGAGCUGCAGAUGCUGUUGAGGGAGGAGGCCAAAGAGAUGUGGGAGAAGAGAGAAGCAGAGUGGGCCCGGGAGCAGAGCGCGCGGGACAGGCUGAUGACCGAGGUUCUGAUGGGGAGGCAACAACAGAUACAAGAAAAGAUUGAACAGAACCGACGGGCCCAAGAGGAAUCCCUCAGACACAGGGAGCAACUCAUUCAGAAUCUCGAGGAGGCAAGAGAGUCGGCCCGCCGAGCGAGAGAGGAGAGUGAAGAACUGAAGUCAGCCAGGAAGCAGGAGUUGGAGGCCCAGGUGGCAGAGCGCCAGCUGCGGGCAUGGGAAGAGGACCAGCAGGCGGAGGAGGAAGAGGCGGAGACCAGGCAGGCAGAGCAGCUCUCUGAUGCUCUGUUGCAGCAGGAGGCGAAGAUCAUGGCCGAGCAGGGCUACCGGCCCAAGGCCUACGGACAUCCCAGAAUUGCUUGGGACUAACUUUGCUGGUACUGUAGGCACAGAGAAGAAUGGUGCUGAGUUCUUUGACCCGCAGCUGCCAGACAGUUCUACAGUGUUUGGCUCUGCUCAGGUUCAAGGCAACACCGGGAGUUGCUCUGCAUGCUCAGGUGUGUGGUCAAGGGCAAUUGAAGGGCCUGGCGUUCCCCAGCGUGGAUGUGCAGAACCCUGGUGUGAUGCCCUCUCCUGCCUUUCUCAUCCAAGAGCCUCUCACAGCUCCCGUUCACGGUACUCUUGUAAAGUAUUCAUAAAUAACUCAAUACUGAGAGGUACAAGUCGUAUUUCAUAACAGGAUAUGUGGUUUCUCCUCCCCCCGUGUCAACUCCAGAGAAGACUAGCCAGGGCAUUGCACAUGCUAGGCAAGCACUCUGCCACGGGCCAAAUCCCCAACCCCAUACUUUACAGUUGUCAUUUAAAUUUAACUGUUGUAUUGAAAACAAACUUACAGGUCUUGGUGCAGUUUAUUUCAAGGUUUAUGAAUUUAGUAGCCUGAAAGGAGCACAUUUUUUAUAUUUGGGAAGCAAAGAACUAGGAAUAAUUAGGACCUUCCAACAGUCUGACGGUCUCUGAAUACUUCUGGAAAGGUGGUGAGAAAUGAGUCUUCCUCCUCCAGGAAGUGUUUUGGGAGAAUUUCUGCAGAGUGUGUAUGCAGGGCAGUGAUCACAGCAUGUGUUGCUGACCCUGCAAAAGAACCCCAAACGGUCCCCUGGCUGACUGGUCUUUAAAGGCAGGGCCCUGACCCUCAGGGCCUCUAGUGUCUGGGGAAGGUCUCCGUUUCACGUAGCCACCUGGGAUUUUUGUGCCCAGAGAAAGGGGCUGAACCUGAAGAAACCAGAUGGACUCAGACCACAGACCCGGCCCCCUCUUCUCCCACUGUUGUGUCAGUGUGACAUAGUCCCAGAUUUCUCUCUACAAUAGCUACAGUUCCUUGUAGUAAUGAUCAUAUUUUUAUGACUGGUAUUUUUUCCAUUCUCUUCCUCUGAGAAGUCAUUUUCAUGACAUUGUAUUCAAGGUUCCACGGCUCAGGAAAUGACAGCUAAUUAUUGGCUAUUUUUCUAUGGUUAUUAAAAACCAGAGUUUCGUAAAAUAUUUCUGAGUCUCAGGUCACAUUUCCUCUCCCUUCCAUUAUGUUGUGAAAACAAAUUGAGCUGCAGACUGCAUCCUGAACCUGAUGUUCGUCCUGUGUCCUGUGUUCUCCAGGAGUGGCCCCCGAGCCCCGCUCGUGUCCUGCUUGCUCAUCUUUAUCCCCCAGAUGUUCAUUAAUUGUGACAUAAAGCCCUGCUUGACAGUGCCACUCCA
Molecule: messenger RNA, 2979 nt
Organism: Ictidomys tridecemlineatus (thirteen-lined ground squirrel)
Lineage: Eukaryota; Metazoa; Chordata; Mammalia; Rodentia; Sciuridae
Gene: Tchp
Product: trichoplein keratin filament binding
Biological process (GO): apoptotic process
Cellular component (GO): keratin filament
Source: RefSeq, a predicted model, not a curated record